AUCAGGAGCUCCGAAGGUGCCUCAAAGGCCCGCCCCCCUUCCACUUCUCCCCCCCCUCCCUUUUCCCUCCUCCCCCCGCCCCCCCCACUGAAGUCCUGCGGACCUGGGGGCUUCGGGAUCUGGGCGCUAUGAAAAGUGUCUGCCCAGUCACUUCCGGUUUUUCUUCCCCCAAUCCCUCAGCUGCUGCUGCUGCUCAGGAGGUCAGAUCUGCCACUGAUGGUAAUACCAGCACCACUCCGCCCACCUCUGCCAAGAAGAGAAAGUUAAACAGCAGCAGCAGCAGUAGCGGCAGUAACAGUAGUAACGAGAGAGAAGACUUUGAUUCCACCUCUUCCUCCUCUUCCACUCCUCCUUUACAACCCAGGGAUUCGGCAUCCCCUUCAACCUCGUCCUUCUCCUGCCUGGGGGUUUCAGUGGCUGCUCCCAGCCACGUACCAAUACAGAAGAAGCUGCGUUUUGAAGACACCCUGGAGUUUGUAGGGUUUGAUGCGAAGAUGGCUGAGGAAUCCUCCUCCUCCUCCUCCUCAUCUUCACCAACUGCUGCAACAUCUCAGCAGCAGCAACUUAAAAAUAAGAGUAUAUUAAUCUCUUCUGUGGCUUCGGUGCAUCACGCAAACGGCCUAGCCAAAUCUUCUACCACCGUCUCUAGCUUUGCUAACAGCAAGCCUGGCUCUGCUAAGAAGUUAGUGAUCAAGAACUUUAAAGAUAAGCCUAAAUUACCAGAAAACUACACAGAUGAAACAUGGCAGAAACUAAAAGAAGCAGUGGAAGCUAUCCAGAAUAGUACUUCAAUUAAGUACAAUUUAGAGGAACUCUAUCAGGCUGUGGAAAAUCUCUGUUCUUACAAGAUUUCUGCUAACUUGUACAAACAGCUGAGACAGAUUUGUGAAGAUCACAUCAAAGCACAAAUUCAUCAGUUCAGAGAAGAUUCAUUGGAUAGUGUUCUUUUUCUAAAGAAGAUCGAUAGAUGUUGGCAGAACCACUGCAGACAAAUGAUAAUGAUCAGAAGCAUUUUUUUGUUUCUGGAUAGGACUUACGUUCUUCAGAAUUCAAUGCUACCCUCCAUUUGGGACAUGGGACUGGAGUUAUUCAGAGCUCAUAUUAUUAGUGAUCAGAAAGUCCAGAAUAAGACAAUUGAUGGCAUUCUUCUUUUGAUUGAGAGGGAAAGGAAUGGUGAAGCAAUUGAUAGAAGUUUACUCCGAAGCCUUUUAAGCAUGCUCUCUGAUUUGCAAAUUUAUCAGGAUUCUUUUGAACAACGAUUUUUGGAAGAAACUAACCGACUCUAUGCAGCUGAAGGCCAAAAAUUAAUGCAGGAAAGAGAGGUUCCUGAAUAUCUUCAUCAUGUUAACAAACGUCUAGAAGAAGAAGCAGACAGACUUAUUACUUACUUAGAUCAGACCACCCAGAAGUCAUUAAUUGCUACUGUAGAGAAACAACUUCUAGGUGAACACUUAACAGCAAUUCUUCAGAAAGGUUUAAAUAAUCUCCUUGAUGAAAACCGAAUUCAAGAUUUAUCUCUCCUAUAUCAACUCUUCAGUAGAGUUCGAGGAGGCGUUCAGGUUCUCUUGCAACAGUGGAUUGAAUACAUUAAGGCAUUUGGUAGCACUAUUGUAAUUAAUCCUGAAAAGGAUAAAACCAUGGUUCAAGAAUUACUGGAUUUUAAAGAUAAGGUUGACCAUAUAAUUGAUAUCUGUUUUCUGAAGAAUGAAAAAUUUAUCAACGCCAUGAAAGAAGCAUUUGAAACAUUUAUUAACAAAAGACCAAACAAACCUGCUGAACUUAUAGCUAAGUAUGUAGAUUCAAAGCUUCGUGCAGGAAACAAAGAAGCUACAGAUGAAGAACUUGAGAAAAUGUUGGAUAAGAUUAUGAUUAUAUUUAGAUUUAUCUAUGGCAAGGAUGUUUUUGAGGCCUUCUAUAAGAAAGAUUUAGCCAAGCGCCUUUUAGUUGGAAAGAGUGCAUCUGUAGACGCUGAAAAAUCAAUGCUGUCCAAACUUAAGCAUGAAUGUGGAGCUGCUUUCACCAGCAAACUUGAAGGAAUGUUUAAAGACAUGGAACUUUCUAAAGACAUCAUGAUUCAAUUCAAACAGUAUAUGCAGAACCAGAACGUACCUGGGAAUAUUGAAUUAACUGUGAAUAUCCUAACAAUGGGUUAUUGGCCAACAUAUGUGCCUAUGGAAGUCCAUUUACCACCAGAGAUGGUAAAACUUCAGGAGAUUUUCAAGACAUUUUACCUAGGUAAACAUAGUGGCAGGAAACUUCAGUGGCAAUCAACCCUAGGACAUUGUGUGCUAAAGGCAGAAUUUAAGGAGGGUAAAAAAGAACUCCAGGUCUCUCUUUUUCAAACACUGGUGCUGCUAAUGUUUAAUGAGGGAGAGGAGUUCAGUUUAGAAGAGAUCAAGCAGGCUACUGGAAUAGAGGAUGGAGAGUUAAGGAGAACACUGCAGUCAUUGGCCUGUGGCAAAGCUAGAGUUCUGGCAAAAAAUCCAAAGGGUAAAGAUAUUGAAGAUGGUGACAAGUUCAUUUGUAAUGAUGAUUUCAAGCACAAACUUUUCAGGAUAAAGAUCAAUCAAAUUCAGAUGAAAGAAACGGUUGAGGAACAAGCAAGCACUACAGAAAGAGUAUUUCAAGACAGACAGUAUCAAAUUGAUGCUGCAAUUGUUCGAAUUAUGAAGAUGAGAAAGACACUUAGCCACAAUCUCCUUGUUUCAGAAGUGUACAACCAGUUGAAAUUUCCAGUAAAGCCUGCUGAUCUUAAGAAGAGAAUAGAAUCCUUAAUUGACCGGGACUACAUGGAAAGAGAUAAAGAAAACCCAAACCAGUACAAUUAUAUUGCAUAAAAUGGCCUUGAAGCAUUUGGUGUCACAUGCAGUAGCCAGUGGAUAAACUAACCUGUUAUUAUUUGACUUCUUUUAUACUACCAAUGACCAAAUGAAGCAGUGUAAUGGAAAUAGUUGAGUGACUUUUCAGCGGUUAACAUGCCCAUUUAAAGAGUAAUACUUACCUUUAAGAAGAAUGUUGUUGAACUCUUUGCAUGUUAUUUAGUAUGAUGUGCAGGAAAUUCUUAAGAAAGUACCUGGUCUUCAUGAUUCCUAUUUGGAACUGGGGAAGAGGUCCCUAUGGCUAUUAAAAAAGGAGGAGGGGGGGUUCUUGUACACCAUUAAUUAUGAAGCAAACGGUUUAUUUGCUUAAAAUGUCAUUUAAAGAUACUUAAACUGCAUGCAAACUUUAUUUACUGUACAGAGUUCUGGAUGUAUUUAUCAAAUAGAAAAACCACCCUGGACUUGGUUGUUCACCUGUUUUGUGAUUUCCCUUGAAGAGAAAAAUAAGUUGUCAUCGCUGUUGGUAUUUUACUAAGUAAUGUUCUGUUACACUGAAAGGGAUGUUUUUUAAAAAGUUUAUUUGGAAACAAAUUUUCAACUAGAGGGACAGUUGCUUACAUAAUCUCUUGUAAAUACACAUCCUAAAAUGUUACAGUUAUGACUAUGGGAUGUGUGUAUAUGGCUCAGCCCUGAGUUUACUGUGCUGAUUAACAGGUACUUAUAAAAAUAGCUGAAAUGGAAAAUUGCUGAUCAGUUGUACUAGAAGAACAUGGUAGGAAAGAAAAAUCAAACUCUUCAUAUUAAAAAUGAAUACAAUAUGAACAUCAUAAAAGAGACCAAAACCCACAUGUUUAUAACUUUUUACAAGAGCAAAGAUUCAUAAACUAGUUUUCAACUUCCUUUAGACUUUAACGUUGCUUGGAGAGUUUUGUCUUUAACUUGGACCAAUUGUAGAUUGUUGCAGGCUUCCUGGGAUUUAGCAUUCCUAUUUUCUCUACCAAAGUUUUUUUUGAAAGCACCCAACUCUCCAUUUUGUUGGCAUAUAAGCCUUUUCCUAUCAUCCUUAUUUUAAUUUCCCAAACCCCUAGAUAGAACUAGAUCCUCCCUCAUCUCCCCUAUACACUCCCUAGUUGGGAAUUUCAAAUUCUGUAUUAUGCUGAUCAUAUUCCUUUCAAAAUUGCUUGAAGAGUUCUCUCAUAGCCACUGGACACCUACUGUUAAGGGGGAAUGUCCUAGGAUUGUUCAUACAUAGAAAAUAGCAAGAGUAUUGUUUUUCAAAUCGAUAAUGUGAGUAAAAGGCUUCUCUUUGCCAUCA
Messenger RNA from Phacochoerus africanus (Common warthog), 4134 nucleotides. It is a transcript of the gene CUL4B, whose product is annotated as cullin 4B. Gene Ontology annotation, biological process: ubiquitin-dependent protein catabolic process; protein ubiquitination; DNA damage response. Gene Ontology annotation, molecular function: ubiquitin protein ligase binding. The record is from RefSeq and is a predicted model, not a curated record. The transcript has 21 exons. Gene Ontology annotation, cellular component: Cul4B-RING E3 ubiquitin ligase complex. Bases 129 to 2837 code for a protein of 902 amino acids. NCBI's taxonomy places the organism in Eukaryota, Metazoa, Chordata, Mammalia, Artiodactyla, Suidae.